Molecule: messenger RNA, 1504 nt
Organism: Papaver somniferum (opium poppy)
Lineage: Eukaryota; Viridiplantae; Streptophyta; Magnoliopsida; Ranunculales; Papaveraceae
Product: beta-glucuronosyltransferase GlcAT14B-like
Exons: 4
Coding region: 44-1354 (436 amino acids)
Cellular component (GO): membrane
Molecular function (GO): glucuronosyltransferase activity
Source: RefSeq, a predicted model, not a curated record
CCCAAUUCACUCCUCGGAUAGUUUUCUUUUUGUUUUUCUAAAAAUGAAGAACUCAAACUCUUCAAUACUUUCAAGAUUACUUGUUCAAAUGGAAAUAUUAAAACAACAAAAGAAGAAGAAGAAAUGGAUUUUCAUAUCGCUUUUCAUCUUAUUACCAUCAUCACUACUUAUUUUAACUUCAGUCUUAGCUAAUAACAAUCUCAAUCUCAGACCAAGAAAUAACAUUUCUCCACCUACAGAAAAACCCAGUUUUGUAGAAUCAAAGCUAUCAAUACUACCAACAUCAACAAAACCAGUACCAAGAUUAGCUUAUUUGAUCUCUGGGUCAAGUGGAGAUGGAGAAAGUAUGAAGAGAGUUGUGAAAGCGUUAUAUCAUCCAUUAAAUCAGUAUGUGUUACAUUUAGACCUUGAAGCUUCAUUGAGUGAGAGAUUGAGUUUAGUUAAAUUUGUUGAAGAUGAAGAUGUUUUUAGUGAGAUUGGUAAUGUUGAAGUUGUUGUUAGAGCUAAUUUGAUUACUUAUAGAGGACCUACUAUGGUUAGUAAUACACUUCAUGCUGCUGCUAUUUUGAUGAAGAAAGAUGUGGAAUGGGAUUGGUUUAUUAAUCUCAGUGCUUCUGAUUAUCCUUUGGUUACACAGGACGAUCUUGUUCAUACCCUUGCAGCUAUGCCAAGAAACCUUAACUUUCUCGAGCAUACGAGUGACAUUGGAUGGAAAGAGGCACAGAGAGCCCGGCCAGUGAUUAUAGAUCCAGGUUUAUAUAGCUUACGGAAGUCGGAUGUGUUUUGGGUAUCAGAAAAAAGAAGUCUACCUACAGCAUUUAAGUUGUUCACAGGUUCUGCUUGGAUUAUGCUAUCUCGUCCGUUCAUGGAGUAUUGUCUAUGGGGAUGGGACAAUCUCCCAAGAACAAUCCUGAUGUACUACGCCAACUUCCUCUCGUCACCUGAAGGUUACUUCCACACUGUGAUAUGCAACACUGAAGAAUUCAGAAACACCACAGUAAACCAUGAUCUGCAUUUCAUAUCUUGGGACAACCCUCCCAAACAGCAUCCGCAUUUCCUAACCAUGGAUGAUUACCAGAGGAUGAUCAGCAGCAAUGCUCCUUUUGCCAGAAAAUUUGGUCACAAUGAGCCAGUUCUUGACAAGAUUGACUCAGAAAUCUUGGGCCGUGCUCCUGAUGGUUUCGUUCCUGGAGGUUGGUUUAACAACAAAGAUAAUAAUACAAACACAAGUACUCCACAUUAUGAUGUUUCAGAUGCGACAAAACUCAAACCUGGACCAGGCGCUAAAAGACUCCAACGGCUCAUCUUGGGUUUGUUGUCAGCUGAAGAUUUUCAUAAGAAGCAGUGUACUUAAACAGUUGGCAUAGGCAAUAAAGGUUUCCUUAAUAUACCACGGCGAAGUGGCGUAAGCUAACAAUGAUAAAUAUCCUAUCUUUAAUUGUUUUAACAAUAAGGGAAAGACAUGUAUAUUACACUGUUUAAAAUACGAGCUAAAGCUAUCUCA